UUCAAUGUGAGAGUAUAUUUAAAAACAAAGAACUUUUAAAGCGGUGUAUUGGUAAAAAAUGUCUUCGAGAAGGUUUCCAGACGAGGACAAGUAGAUCCACCAAAUCAAGGUAUGAAGCUGUGUGUGUUUCGAAAAAUUGUUCUUGGUUACUAAGAGCAAAAGCAAUUAAAAAUACUGAUGGACUUUUCCAAGUGAAUAAAUUUGUUGAUGUACACACAUGUUCUUCAACAUUGUUGCAACCUAAUCAUCGACAAGCAAACAAAUAUGUUUUGGGUGAAUAUGUUGCUGAUGUUUUGGCUGAAGACUAUAGUAGAGUUUAUCGGGGAAAAGAAAUUGUUAAUGAUAUGAAUGCUCAAUUGAAUAUCAAUAUCUCAUACCAUCAGGCAUGGCGUGCGAAACAAUAUGCAUUGUUGUCGUUAAGGGGUACGAAAGAGGAUUCUUUUACCAAACUUCCGGCGUAUUGUCACAACUUGGCCAAACAUAAUCCGGGUACUGUCACACAUAUUAAAACAGAUGCUGAUGAUCGGUUUGAGUUUUUGUACGUCGCACUCGGUUGCUCGGUACGAGCUUUUGUCAAUUUUUGUAAGCCGACCCUAGUAGUAGAUGGAGCUCACCUAAAGGGCGAGUUCAAAGGUACCAUGCUACUUGCAGUUACUAAGGACGGACAAAAUCAAAUAUUACCGGUUGCAUAUGGUAUAUGCAAAAAUGAGUGUACUGAUUCUUGGACAUGGUUUUUUCAAAAACUACGUGAUUGCAUAGGAAAUAUGCAGGAGCUUACAAUUAUAUCUGAUAGGUCUCCAUCUAUAGCAACAUCCGUUGCCAACAUUUUUCCUCACGCUCAUCAUGGAAUAUGUGGUGUCCAUUUGUAUUUCAACAUAGUAUCUAGAUUCGGCAAGAGUAAGACGGUUAAAGGAAUUUUUUGGGAGGCAUGUAGGGCGUACACAGUUGAUGCUUUUGAUGCUGCCAUGGAUGUUAUGAAAAAGACAAAAGAACCAGUAUGGGAGUACUUAAAAAGUAUAAAUCCAGAAACCUGGUCAAGGGCACAUUUUAAAGGGAACCGAUACAAUCUUAUGUCGUCCAACAGUGCGGAGUCUAUAAAUGCAUUAUCUAGACACGCACGUAAGGUGCCAAUACUUAUGUUGAUUGAUUUUUUUCGUGCUACAAUGCAACAAUGGUGGUUUCAAAGACGUAACUUUGCAGCGGAAGCAACAACAACACUUACCCCUUGGGCGGAUGAAGUUGUAAAAGAAAACAAGAAAAAUUUUACCAAAUGGGAUGUUCGCAUGAUCUCAAAUACGAAAUGCGAGGUCAAAAAGGGGGCACAAAAUGUGAUUGUUGAUUUUCAACAUAUGACAUGUACAUGUAGGCAUUGGCAACUUGAUGGGAUACCUUGUGGUCAUGUCAUAAGAUGUUUAACAGUGAACAAUUACCAAGACUGCUCGAGGUUUGCAUUAAAUGCUUACUUUACCGAAACACUGAGGAAAACAUAUGAGGAAUCAAUAAACCCUCUGCCGAAGCCAUCCGAAUGGGAGAUCCCCGAUGAUUUGAUGAUUGUUAAGCCACCUAUAAUGGAUAAACGUCAGCCAGGCAGGCCAAGAAACACAGACCGCAUUCCAUCCCAAGGCGAGGGUCCAAUUAUAAAAGAGUGUUCUACAUGUGGUCACCUAGGACACACGAGAAAUAAUUGUACUGGAAGGGCGUCUGGUAGCAGAGCAGGUCACAUAAUUUCUCCUGCAGAAAUGGCAUAUAAUAUUGGUGGUUCAGCGGGUUGCUCACAAACCCAUAACGCUGAUUUUGAUAUAAAACAACCUUGAAAUUAAGAGUAAUGACGAGUUGUUAGCUUAUUAUGUAUUGUAAUAUUUUUAUUAACUCUUACAAGACAUUGCUAUGCUUUCAUAUUUUAGUUAAGUUUGUUGAUUAUAAC
Molecule: messenger RNA, 1924 nt
Organism: Lactuca sativa (garden lettuce)
Lineage: Eukaryota; Viridiplantae; Streptophyta; Magnoliopsida; Asterales; Asteraceae
Source: RefSeq, a predicted model, not a curated record